Medioppia subpectinata is the source of this 663-nucleotide messenger RNA. The record is from the annotation of a GenBank genome assembly. NCBI's taxonomy places the organism in Eukaryota, Metazoa, Arthropoda, Arachnida, Sarcoptiformes, Oppiidae.
GAGUGCAUUCAAGUUCACCCGCCAUUCAAGAUACCAUCCGAGGCCUGUCUUCACUCAAUCAAUCCGGGCGUCAGUUACGAUGUGGUCAUCACCAAAACCAAAGCCAUACUACAGCCGCCGCCCUAUCAGACCGACUGCUACUGGAUAUGCUUACAGCAGGAGCUCAGCAAUAAUUGCUACGAUAAGUGCCGACCCGAUUGUAUUGACAGACACUAUCACAUUGAGGUCGAGAACAGAGCGUAUCCAUCGGAUCAGCAAAUAAGCCGUGCCAUCAGUUCAGACCAGGAAAGGCUAUUGAAUAUGCGCCAAAACGCGGCCACAAUCAACAUCUGGAGCAAUUAUCUUAGCGAUGUGACCUAUGUACACACGCCGGCAAUGUCCCUGAUACAAUUGGUGUGCUACCUUGGUGGUUUGGCUGGCCUAUGGCUGGGCGUGUCGGUGAUGACAGUGUCCGGAUGGUUGGCUCAGUUGUAUCCGUUGUUUCAGAAAUGGAAAGGCAAACAAAGCCAUAUAUUUCUUCACUGCAAACGACACCUUCCCGUCGGCAAUACGACCCGAAUAUCUCCCGACGAUCUCCUCCUCAAUCCCGAGCACAUCGCGAGGGAUCACUUCAUGCAUCGGCCGUCUGUCUGCAGUCUCAGUCAAUUUAAUCCCAGAUUUUGA